Messenger RNA from Cervus elaphus (red deer), 776 nucleotides. Its product is annotated as phospholipase A2 inhibitor and Ly6/PLAUR domain-containing protein-like. Lineage: Eukaryota; Metazoa; Chordata; Mammalia; Artiodactyla; Cervidae. The transcript has 5 exons. The coding region runs from base 237 to 776 and encodes 179 amino acids. The record is from RefSeq and is a predicted model, not a curated record.
UGAGCCCUACACACCCAAACACGUGGUAUAAAGAGCAGAAACCCUAGGCCUGGAGGAGACACCCUAUCUGUGGUGGGGAAGGGGAAGGCCAGGGAGACUGGAAGAGACCACUUCAGGCAAGACCUGAGAGUAGCCAAGGAGGGCAGCAUGAGACCAUAGAGGGCUCGUUGGCGGUGACCAGCUACAAGGGGUGUGCAAAAUCCAGCGAGUGUGACUCAGGAUCCUUCGCCAUCACCAUGAACACUGAGAACUACAUGGGCUCCAGGAGGCGCUGCUGCCAGAACGAUGGGUGCAACCAGGACCCACUGCCCGCGAUCGUGAGAAACCAUACAGAGAAUGGCCUUCGGUGUCCUUCCUGCAUCGCUGCCUUUUCGGAAACAUGCACUUCAACUCUCAAAGCGGUCUGCGUGGGUGAGGAAACCCACUGUGUCGCCGUGUCUGGCCUCGCACAGCCUGGUAUCAGAUUUGCGGCCCGGGGCUGUGGCACGGAGGCCGCCUGCCACAGCAAGCCUGGGACCCUGGUGCCCUCAGGCUCUCGUUUGUUGACCAUCAAGAAGACCAGCUGUCGUCCAGGCCCCCAGGCUUCUGGCAAGGCUGAAUCUCGGAGGACUCCACACCCCUCAGGGCAACUGAGCCCGAGCACCACGACUACUGAGAGCCGGCUCCAAAAGCCUCUGCUCUGCAGUCAGCAAAGCCCCUGUGAUGAGAAGCCCUCACACCGUAACCAGAGUAAACACCGCUCGCUGACACUAGAGAACGCGAACGUGCAGGAGUGA